Messenger RNA from Haliotis rubra (blacklip abalone), 3010 nucleotides. Its product is annotated as arg8-vasotocin receptor-like. Gene Ontology annotation, biological process: G protein-coupled receptor signaling pathway. Gene Ontology annotation, molecular function: vasopressin receptor activity; peptide binding. The record is from RefSeq and is a predicted model, not a curated record. The coding region runs from base 154 to 1377 and encodes 407 amino acids. The transcript has 3 exons. NCBI's taxonomy places the organism in Eukaryota, Metazoa, Mollusca, Gastropoda, Lepetellida, Haliotidae. Gene Ontology annotation, cellular component: membrane.
AGCGCUUGCUACUUUGGCGUGCUAUGUCAGCACAAUGAAGCUCUAAGCUAGUGACCAGAUGGUUAUUGUUCAUAGGCCUGGUUUGGGAAAAUUCCAUGCACGGGAAAUUUUGUGGGUCUACCAGUUAACAGCAAGAGACAUCAAUAAACCGACAUGACAUCGACGGCGAUCAGCGUUGAUUUGAUCACAAGGGGACACAACUCGAUUCAACAGUUCUCAAUGGAACCUUCCAACAGCUCGACCAUUGUGGUCAGCAACACUACCAACUACACGUCAUCUGUCAAUGACACAACCACUCCUGGAUACGUGCACAGCGUCCACGACAUCACGUACGACUUCAAAAUCCGCCGUAUCGUUCUCUUCCUGCAGAUCAUCCUCGGGGCUAUAGGGGGGUUCCUCGUUAUCCUGUGGAUGUGGUACAACCGACGACAAAGGUCCCGAGUGAACGCCCUGAUUCUGAACCUAUGCGUGAGCGACUUGUGUGUUGUCUUCUUUGCGCUGCUUCCCCAACUCGUAUGGGAGUACGUUGAGCGAGAGUGGAUGGCAGGUGAAGUUAUGUGCAGACUUGUCAAAUUCAUGCAAAGCUUUGCUUUGUUUGCUUCAGCCAACAUGCUUGUGAUCAUAGCAUUGGACAGACAUCAAGCAAUACGGGCACCUCUAAGAGAACCCUGCAAAGUGUGGAUGAUGACUGGAUGGGGCUGGGGUGCUGCUGCGGUUCUGUCCGUUCCUAUGAUGUUUGUCUUUCACCUGAAAUUCAACGAGCAUGAAAAUAUGAUGAAAUGCGAAAAUAUUUUCCGAGGCAAGGCUCCGUGGCAUAGACAAGCCUUCAUAACGUACGCUGCCAUUGUCGUAUUUCUGCUACCUCUCAUCAUCUUGGUCGUCUGCUAUGUACGAAUCUUCACAAAAAUUGCUCAAAAGGCCUCUGAAAACAAGACAUCACGACGACAAAGUUUUAAACCUGGCAAAAUCCACCUUACCAGUACCGGAAACACAUCUCUCCCAAAAGCAAAGAUCAAAACUCUGAAAAUGACAGUCGUAAUAGUCGCUGCUUACAUCAUCUGCGGGUUGCCAUAUUUUGUUGCAGAGAUGAUAAUGUCCUAUGGCAACUUCAAAAUUUUGGAAGAAAAUAUAUACGGAAUUCUUGGAGGCAUCGCAGCUGCCAACUCCUGCGCCAAUCCUUUUGUGUUCCUGCUCUUCAACGCCAACUGGCAGUGUGUUCGGGGUCUGAAGCUUUGUCCCAUGCAGACAGAAGCCACGAAGAGAAGCUUUAUGUAUUCAACAGCCAGUACUAGAUCGGAAUAUUCAACCAGUUAUGCUAGAGGAACUCCUAUCACUGCGUCUGAUACCUACGAGAUGUCAACGGUUCGAGUUCAUUAAAUCUUGACAUUUUUGUUGACGAUCUGAACAGCAUCAAUGAAUGUGUGUCUUGGUAUUUUAAAGGACCAGGAUACAUCCGAUCCAUGGUAAUACUAUAGUGACUUAAGGUGGCCCUUAUUACGAGGGUGGAGAUGUUGAUAGAGGAAGAUUGUUGCUUGGUUUAAAGACAGAAAGGCCCAUACAGUAUUACAUCUGCAUAACCACCUGAAACAUGUUGCUGGUUUUGGUGACUUGCGAGGAGAGGGCAGUGAAACUGCACAAGGUCAUCUGACAUGGCGCCUGUGAUUCCAUGGGACAUGAUAAAGUGCUAUGUUGCAAUGGUUGGAAAAUAACCAUAACGUAACCUUGUAUUCAUCACUUUCUCCAAUGCUGCUCCAGUUUGUAGAUACUGAUCCACAUGGAUUACAUUAAAAUUCAAAUAGGGAAACACUGCAAUCAGCGUUGGAGCUUUCGAUACACCUCAGUUCAUCAUUCCUGCUACCAGGUACGACGUGUUUGUGUUUGAAGAUAUACCUUUUGUAUACGGUAAGGAGAACAGGAGCCGUUUACACAUCACCACGUGAUCAGCAUCUUCAUGUGUAUAUGGCUGUUUAUAUUGAUCGUGAGCAAACGUGUUUUAGGUCAAUUGCUACUAAUAUCAUAACGUCAGUGCAGAAGAAUAUCCAGUCUUGACUAUCCUUUUUAAUGAAUGGACCACUGAAAAUAGGAUGAAAUAAGGUGUUCGCGAAAAGAGUAAGUAUGUCCCUCCCUACAAGUAGCUUCCGCUAUUCACACAAUAGGCCUAAAAAUCAAGUAACGUUUUCAUAAACAUAUUUGGAAUCCUGUUUCUCAUUUUCUUCAGUGAGUUUUGUCGGAGAAAAUGUGGCUGAUGAAUAAAAAGGGCUUGUUGUUGAUCUGACAACGCACACUGGCAAGAGUCGAUUCCAGACUGAUACAUGAUACACCAAGACAAGUACUUUUAACCACACCCGAAAUGUUGUAGUCAGUUCUUCAUAACUGAUUCAGUAGGUAAUAACGGUAUUUUUGUAUGACAAUGAAUAUAUCGUAUAUGUCUCGUGUAUUUCUUGGGCUAAUGACUUACAUUGUGUUUGGAUACCUGACGUAUACGCCAUGAAUUAACCAAAAGCGAAUCCUGCACAGGAAAGGAGUACAACUCUACGCAGACAGUGUAGCCCAGUGUCCAAUCACAACAUCACGUCGUAUUCUUCACCUUAUGGACAUACAAACGGUUUACGAAAUUGUGGGUUCAAAAGGCUCAAGAUAAUACCUAAAAAAGAUCUCAUCAUUCUGUGGCUGAUCGGGCAAUAAAUCAUAAUUCUAUGCUGUCCAUGCAGCCAGGUCUGUGUUGUGUAUGGAUUAAUGAUGUUUUAUAUGGUGGCUAUAGUGAUUCUUGUAUGAUUUACAUGCAGCUUUGAUCAUUUAAAUGUCAUUGUUUAAAUUAUAAUAAGAAAAUUUGCUACUUUAAACAAAAUGUAUGAAACCGUAUGUUCAAUUUUCUUUUGACGUUUAGGCAAGAGACAGACGUUCCCAUAGACACCAGUUGCGCUCACUUCUUGCUGAUCUGUUUAUUGGUGCAUAUGAAUAGGAAUUUCUGCUUGGGUUGGCAACCCGUGAAGAUCCGGGUUAGAAUAUU